GAAAAACCAACAACAUGACAUACCUAACUCACUCUUUGUUAUUCUUCUUCUCUUGCUUGUCUAUGCUUCUAUGUGUGUCCAUUGCAGGAAGCAGACCUGCUCAUGGUCCAGCUUAUUUAAACCCAUCUGCUUUCUCUCCAGAAGCUUACGAUUUCUUUCACCCAAAAUCAACACUUCCUAACUAUAUUCCACCAAGAAACUCGCCUUCUUCACCUUCACCUUCACCUUCAAAGACUUCUAAUAUAGAAACAGAUAGACAAGGACGUAAAUUUUCAUCAGAAGAGCACAAAAAUGAGAGUGUCAGAGAAGAAGGGCGAGGAGAAACCGUUGGAAUAGUGUUAGGCGUUACUUUCGCAUCUUUUAUUUUGAUGGGAGUUUAUUUUGUGAUCAAGAAACGUCGAACAAACAUAACCCGCACGAUUGUAAUCCAGUCUGAUGCUUAAAUUAAC
Messenger RNA from Eruca vesicaria subsp. sativa (arugula), 449 nucleotides. The record is from the annotation of a GenBank genome assembly. NCBI's taxonomy places the organism in Eukaryota, Viridiplantae, Streptophyta, Magnoliopsida, Brassicales, Brassicaceae.